Adineta ricciae is the source of this 339-nucleotide messenger RNA. The record is from the annotation of a GenBank genome assembly. NCBI's taxonomy places the organism in Eukaryota, Metazoa, Rotifera, Eurotatoria, Adinetida, Adinetidae.
AUGAAUCGUGUUCGUCUUUCGAAUUUGCUAACAAGUCAGAAGACUCUCAAUUUCUUACGAUAUGCAAAUGUGAACACAUCAUCACAGACGAAGGAUGAAAAGAAACUUAGUGAUAUUUUGAAGAGUCGCUUUCCAAACGCACGCCUUGUUGAUGUAAAAGAUACUUCAUCUGGCUGUGGCGCAAGUUAUGAAAUUGUUGUUGUCGCCGAUGAGUUUGCCAAAAUGCGCACUGUGAAUCAACAUCGUUUAGUGUCCGAUGCAAUCAGCAAACAAUUACCUAAUAUUCACGCCAUUCGAAUAUUUACUGGUACAAACGAAAAAGAAUUUCUGGAUUCUUGA